UUGUCGAGUCGACAUUGGAUUAAGUUCUUGAAAAUAGACGAGUGUUAUGCGUCUCAUGCUUGUUUCCUUUACACGAGGGCUGUGAGAGCGAAGGAGGAAUGCUUGUCCGAGAGAUAUUGCCGCUCAUUUUAGGUUUUUCGCAUUUUGUUUUUGGUCACAGCUUUCUAACGUCGUUUUUACUUUUUUUCCAGUUCACUCAGGGAGAGCCCCAGAGUUCAUGUGCGCGGAACGUGGCAGAGAGGGCGGGUGAGAGCUGCCAGCUGGCAUGCCAAUGUAGACCCUACCCUCCCCUGCCGCCCCCACCCCCACCUCCUCCACCCCCCAGACUUCUGGCCUUCACUGUGGCUCCCUCCACAGUGCCUCCCAUGAAGCCGUGGUGGAAGGAGAUCGUGGUGUUGGGGACUGUGGGCUGUGCCUCGGUUGCCUUCCUCCUGUUGAUGGUCAUCAUCUGCUAUAAGGCCAUAAAGAGGAAACCCCUACGGAAGGAGGAGAAUGGAACAAGCCGAGGGGAGUACGCCAUGAGCCUGCGCAGCAAGAAGACGGUGGACACCAACAACACAGGGGUGUAGGAAGUGCCCAGAUAGAAGGAUCACGGCAACCACAACCCCAAACCACUAGAAAUGACAAGAAGCCCUCCUUGACUUUGAGAAGGCAGGGGGGCUGGUAGGAGGGAGAGUAUGAACUUGCAACCCAACAGCAAAUCAUGCUUCAGACCAUUGUGGGACCAUAUGAAAGAGAGCUUGGCCGUAGGUCUGUGAAAGAGAAUGGCAUUGAUAAAUAUAUUAAUCCGGGUUUGGAACUCAGUAGCUGACUCCUUCACACGCAGGGCUUGAGGGCUUAGCACUGGAAGCCUUAACGGGAUGGCUCGUCUAGUGUGGACUCGAUGUCUAGCGGGCACUCGAUAACAGCUGCCAGCACAUUGGCCAAAUCUGUAAGUCCAUACAUCACCUUGGAGACCCCUAAGUGGACAGAAGCGACACGAAAUACAGAGGAUAAAAAAUCGCAUGCACUUUCUGUUGAAUGCAAUGAUUUCUGUCUUUCUCUUUCUGCACUUCCCGCAACCCUCCACAUUUCAUUGUCUUGUCCUCCCCCCCUUCCCCUUCCUCUCCUGCCUCUGAAGGUUCCUUGAUGACGCCUUUUGUUAAUUGACAUUCUACUUGAAACACAAAAUCAUGUUGAUGGACAAGGAUUGCAGUGGUCUGUACACCAAAAUAUGAUGAAAGAAGAACUGUCAUUGUGAAAGGUUCAAUGUAUUGCUUUUGGUCUCUGACUAUGCAAUUUGAAAGGAUAUGAGAUAUGUUCCCAAGGGUUGUUUCCUUAUUAUGAAAAUAGGACAUGAGAGUAUCCA
Molecule: messenger RNA, 1348 nt
Organism: Oncorhynchus masou masou (cherry salmon)
Lineage: Eukaryota; Metazoa; Chordata; Actinopteri; Salmoniformes; Salmonidae
Gene: prima1
Product: proline rich membrane anchor 1
Exons: 4
Coding region: 99-569 (156 amino acids)
Source: RefSeq, a predicted model, not a curated record